Messenger RNA from Durotheca rogersii, 2030 nucleotides. RefSeq lists its product as uncharacterized. The transcript has 5 exons. Bases 689 to 1825 code for a protein of 378 amino acids. Lineage: Eukaryota; Fungi; Ascomycota; Sordariomycetes; Xylariales; Xylariaceae. The record is from RefSeq and is a predicted model, not a curated record.
GUUAUGAACACCGCACAAUGAUCCCAGAGACGCAAUGAUCUGUCGAAACCAAAAGAUACAUGCAUUAUCUGGCUAGGCACUAAUAUCCUCCCCCAUUGUACGUAUCUCCAGAGUACGGCUGAGGCCAUCGCUGCGCUCCGCUUGAUGUACCUACAUACAUAUACACAGACCAGGGCCUCACGCGAAUUAAAGGGAUACCUUGACUUGGCCGGCACUAGGGCCCGAGCACCUGGCCUCUGGCCUAGUCUGUUGUACAUCCUUACCGCAUAGGACCUACUUUGACAGGCACUGGGCUUCGUUACCGGAUCAUCCUGCUGCGGCUGACAGGCGAGUAGCAACUGAACGAAGCCAUAAUUAUCUGCGAGUAGGCAUAUAUGAUCUCUUGGCAACGUUUCCUCUUCUCUGCCUUUCGCUGCCUCUCGCUGCCGGGGCAUAAUCGUGUAAGUCCAGGUUGCCCCUUGAUGCAUUGGGCUGACAGGAUCGAUCUGCCUGGGGAGCGAACCAUGCGGCAAAUAAAUCAUAAUGAUAUCGUUCUAGAACCCGGGGUUACUUCAUACUUAGAUAGAGAAGGAGAGAGAGUCCUAUAUUCGUUCGCGGCUCGCGCGAAGCUUUUCAUCGGCACCGACUCGCCGCGGACCAAGCUUUCUAUUCUUCUGCGUCGACGACAAGCCCCAAAGAGUAGCCCGCCAUGCCGACCCAGGAGGAGGUGAACAUCGAGGGCUACGCGGAAUAUGCCGCGGGGAUGGUGAUAUUCGUCGCCAGAAUCGUUUCCAGGUUACUGCUUGUCGGCUUUCAGGGGAUGACCUGGGAUGACGCCUUCACGGUUAUCGCUGCGACAUUCUGGACGGCAGACUUGGUGAUUCUGUAUUACAUAGGUGUCCACGGAAGCAGUGUUGGCCAGACGUUCGAAUCGGCCGACCUACUGGACGAUGCUACCGUCGAAAGCUUCAGGAUAGGAGACAAGUUGACAUUUGCCAGCUGGGUCUGCUAUAUCUGCCUCAUCUGGUCGAUGAAGGGCAUAGUCCUCUGGUAUUAUGAUCGCAUGACCUUGAAUCUGUGGCAGAACAUACUAGGCUAUUGGAUUCGUUGGCUGACUUUGGCGACCUUCCUUACUGCCAUCAUCUUCCAAUUCUCCCUCUGCACGCCCAUCGAGAGGGCCUGGCAGGUGAAGCCCUAUCCCGAAGAUAAAUGCGUCUUUCGUAAAGAGAACUACAUAUUAUACCCGAUCCUCAGCAUUGUAUCCGAUAUUGGUAUUAUGGCCAUUCCAUUGCCUCUGCUAUGGCAAGCUCGACUUCCGAUAGUGCGCAAGCUCGUUCUCGGCGGAUUUAUCGCGUCUGGCAUCUUCAUCAUCAUCGCCACUCUCCUCAGAACGUUCUACUCUCUCGGAUCCCUCACGGACCUGCUUGUAGCGACGCAGUGGGCCACUCGCGAAUACCUAGUUACGGCCUUCGUCGUCUCGGCGCCAGCGAUCAAGCCCCUAUUCAGCAAGCGCCUCUGGGGCAUGCACACGUCUUCGACAAAGUCGAGCAGCUACGCAGAUCGGUACGGGUCUGGCGGGUCCGCGCUGCGCUCGACGACAAAGAGCUCGAAGGGCCCCAGCCACUCCGUCGUCAUCGAGAGCCAGACGCAGGGGGAGUCUUCGGCGGGAAAGUCAUUCGAGAUGACCUCUCGAGGCUGGCCUAGGAAAGGGAACAAUCCGAAGAUACGGCUACAUAGCGACGCGAGUCAGGAACACAUCGUACAGUAUCCGUCCGACGAAGAAGUAGGGAUACAUGUCACCGAGUCGUACACGGUUUCCAGCGAAGAGAGGAAGUCCCAGACAUGAAAUGAUGUUUCUUUACGAGUUUUUCCAGCGCACGCAUCGCGGGGGGGCACGACUCCGGUGUGAAUAAAUGGUUGUAUGGUCAGGUCAGCUCCGCCGGAACGGGGCAGCGCCGGCACUCUUCCCCUCGACGGCUUUAGAUGCCGUGGGCUACCUGGUACCCGGAAAGAACCUGUGGUUACUUUGCAAUGUUUUUUUUUUUUUUUUU